Molecule: messenger RNA, 4122 nt
Organism: Exophiala bonariae
Lineage: Eukaryota; Fungi; Ascomycota; Eurotiomycetes; Chaetothyriales; Herpotrichiellaceae
Exons: 1
Coding region: 1-4122 (1373 amino acids)
Cellular component (GO): cytosol
Molecular function (GO): protein binding
Source: RefSeq, a predicted model, not a curated record
AUGGCUAGCUCUCAAAAUUCACCCGUGCUUGUUCAGCACGCCUCACCUCCCCAUACGUUAAGUCCUACCAUGCCAGUUGUCUCCAUCUCCGCCUUCGAACCACCUCCUCUACCUGAAUCAAUGUUUAGUCCGACAAGGACAAUUCCUCCAUUUGAUCAAGAUACCGCGACUGUGUCUGUACAAGAGGCAGAUACAGAGAUGGCCAAUACACAGGCUCCUAUUCCUGUUCCUGUGCAAGAACCUUCCCCGGUGGUUGAAACUCCACCGCCACCUCGAGAAGAGUUGACAUCUAUCCCAGAACCCGAGGCAGCCACAAUAGAUCACCUGGCUGAAGAUCCUACCACACACACCCAACAGCCUUCGCCCGAACAAGAUGGACUGCCUCCUACCCCUCCUGCGGCAGCGGAGCCCGGUCCUGAAGUUCCCGAGUGGGCUACUUGGGAGGAUGACAACUCUACUCCAAAUGAGGAGGAAAUGACACAGAUUAAUGCCCGCGACUUUGAGUUGAGUGCUCUGGAUGUCCCCAGCGUGGAGAAGAGGAUAUAUUACGACGUUGAUGACCCUGACCAGCGACCGAUCAAGAAGCUUCGUCUCAGCUGGGUCAUCAAGAACCUACGGGGAACAAGGAACAAACCCAAUCCUUCCCGGGUCAUGAUCUCCCCGCCAGCAGAGGUCGACGGCAACUACUGGCAGAUCAAACUCUACCCCCGUGGUAACAAAUGCUCUUCUCUCAGUGCCUACAUCAGAUGCACCCCAGUUCCGCCGAAGCUAGAGCCAGACACAACGGAUAGCACAUUUGCCUUCUACGAAGGUGCUCCAGAGGCAGAUUUGGGGAAUGACGCUGUCCCAACUCAAACUCUGACGAUUGAAGCCACAAGCAAGCCAGAGAUUAAAAUUACUCCAGCACAAAGCCCGGAUGGCCAGGAACCACAGAAGCAAGAGAGCUCACAGGAAGGUACGCAAGAGAGUUCGCAGGAGACCGACAGUCAAGAUUCAGAAGCUGUCACAACCGACAACACUUCGUCAACAGAUGCAUUGAAGCAGGACAAACCUGUUGACUUGACAUGGAGGGUCGCAGCACAACUGGGCAUGAUCAUGUACAACCCGGCCGAACCUCGCACCUGUACUUACAUGUCUUCCGAACAUCAAUUCUCUUGUGCCAACGAUGAUUGGGGAUGGACCAAUUUCCAUGGCUCCUGGAGAGAAAUUCAUCGUCGACAACAUGCACAGAGAACUGCCUUGCUCCAAAAUGAUACUAUAGCCAUCGACGCAUACAUUCGAAUCUUCGAUGACCCAACCCAAGCAUUGUGGUGGCAUUCAUCGGAGUCUGAGGCCCAGUGGGAUUCCAAAGCCUUGGCUGGCUACUUUCCAAUGGGCACACCUCCGUUGUAUCACAGCCCUGCGGUGGCAGGAAUCACUGCUUGGCUACUUCUGGCUCCCUUUCGUAAGGCUCUGCAGGCUGCGGAUGCUGGUGAGUGGAGAAUAAAAUCCCAAAGCCGACCAAGACCUCUGCUCGAGCAUCUUCAGAAGAUCAUUUUCUUGAUGAAAUGGUUGGACAAGGCUUCAGAGCCAUAUGUCGAUCUUAACGAUGCGAUUGUACACCUCACUCGCUCAGGAGAGUCCUUCACCGACGUAAUGACCUUUUGGGAGGUCCUCCGUAGAGGCAUGGAGCUCGAACUCGCAGAUGACUCAAAUUUUAUGCAGGCCAUGGCAAAGAUUUUUGACUCGUCCAAAGGCCCUAUCUGUAUACCCCCACUGCCAGUCGAGGGUGUCAGCGACAUCCAACAAGGCCUUGACAAAGUUCUCCCCGCCGCAAAUAUCAAGAGUCGCCUUCCCGAUCUUCUCUCGCUCCCACUCGCACGAGAAAAGUUUGACAAGAAAACGCGUGAGUGGAAACUGAUGUAUGAUCGUAUCAUGCUGAAUGAUCAAGUCAUGGCACUUGAUCAGUCUGAGGAAGGGAGCCGCGCGAGUUACACACUAUAUGGAUUCAUGGUACAAGUUGGGGAACGAAAUUCAGGAAAGUUUUACACUGUCUUGCGGCCGAAUGGACCUGGUACCAAAUGGCUUGCUUUUGAAGACGGCGAUGGGAACAAGAUAUUCUCCUACACCAGGAAGCGAAUCAAUGAAUAUGAAGGACUCGAAGGCCAAGCACUCAAAGACCUCACUUCCACCAGACAAACCGCCUAUCUUGCCAUGUAUAUCAGGACGAGCUGUGUUUCUGAAUAUCUCACAGGCACUUUAGAGGAGUUCAAACUCCCACAGUGGAUGAAGACUUCGGAUUUUACGUAUGUCCCAGCUGACGGUCAAUUCACUGAGCCAACAGUGGCAGAGAAGACGGAUCAAGUUCGUGUGGAAUGCUACUCUGAUGAUUGUUUACGCGGUAGAGAAGGUCUUCUGGAUACAACCAAAAUCAGAACUCAGGCAGAACACAAGGGUCAAUAUCAAUGCCUUGUUGUCCCUAACACGACGACUUACCAAGAGAUCCGAGCACAACUUUCUCGAAAAUUGAACAUUAAGGAUCCAAGCUUGAUACAACUGUUCAAAUUGCGCCAUAAAGACGCAAGAGAGCACACCUGGGGUUCACCAGCACAGCUCAAACCAGUGAAACCGAGAAAACUCAUUUCAAGUGGUUUGUUGGAAGGCCAAUCUUUGUGUCUCUGGUAUUUUGAGACUACGGAAGACGUUGAUCGCUGGGGAGACUCCGUCGAUUCUCGGAUUGUUACAGAGACAGCUGACAUUGACCACGAACCACUGGGAGGCAACGCUGUCCCGUUCGAACCUGUCGCCGAACCCGAAGAGCCAACUCAGCCAGUGAUGGCGGCUCCUGAUGCUGAGCAGGCUUCAGUGCAGGAGGCUGUCGUUGCAGAUUUGGUAAGAGCUGCCGUCGUUCACGAAACGGUUCCACUCCCAUCAGAAGACACUGGUGAGGGCGUAGAUACAACGAUGCACACUCUCGAAGACACGACUGUAACAGCAGAAGAUAACAUGCUAGGUGCUGUCCCACAUGGUCAUCUCGUUGACGCGGCCAACCACGAUACAGAUCCUGCAGCACCCUCCACGCUUAUGGCUGAGGAGCCAACCGAAAGCCCAGAGAACCCGGCACCUCUGACUAGCGCGGAAGAACAAAUAGUUGCGGCGAUUGUUACACAAGACGCUGAAAUGAUGGACUUCACAAUGCAAAACACUGUGGAAGAGGAAGUCCCACAGCAUCCUCCUGAGUACGAGUCCUCCGAUUCAUCGGAGAGUGAAUCUUCGAUAUCUGCCGGCUCCUACAUUUAUGGCAUCAUCCAGGUCCUCGAUCUAGACAAGCAGAAUUUCAGCGUGUUUGGCACAUUCUUUGCCAAGACCGAUGCCAACAUCAAGGAUUUCCUCAGAACCCGGAUGGGAUACAUCGCAGCCGAUAAAGAUUUCAAUGUCUGGCGCCGAAUCUCGGAAGUCGGCGGGCGCAAGAUUGGAGCCGACAAAACUUUCAGUCGUGAGAAAGGGAUCGAUCAUGGCGCAAACUUCAUUGUCGGUGAAGUCCUUUCCGAGGCCGAACUCAAGGAAUAUGAGCAACAGGGCAAGUUUACCGAUCCUUGGACCUUAUCGACGUACCUCCGCAUGGUGGAACGAAAGCACCCCGUCAAAUCCCUGACGACUGAUGACGCCGUUGAAGUCGCAGUCUUUGGGGCGGAUUACUUCAAAGGGCCACUGGUGAAUGGACGGGGACAUGGUCAAAAAUGCCUUUGUAUCACUGGCACAGGUAACGUCUACGAAGGACCACUUGUCUGUGACAAAAAAAGUGGUAAGGGAGGUAAGAUGACCUACCAGAAUGGUGACACUUAUGAAGGAGAAUGGGAGGCCGACGAGCGACACGGCCAAGGUACAUUUAUUGAGAAUCGCACCGGAAACAAAUAUGUUGGCGGAUUCGAAUACGGAAAGCGGUGGGGAAUGGGCACGACUUACUGGCAAGUGGCAGAUGAACAGGCAGACUUGUGCCAGAUCUGUUACGGAGAAGAGAUUGACGCUCUAUUCUUCGACUGCGGGCAUGUCUGCGCUUGUGUGGAAUGUGCUCGCCAGUGUGACAUCUGCCCUAUUUGCCGAAAGAGCGUCAAGCAGGUGGUGAAGAUGUUCCGAGCAUGA